Colias croceus (clouded yellow) is the source of this 1328-nucleotide messenger RNA. Its product is annotated as SEC14-like protein 2. NCBI's taxonomy places the organism in Eukaryota, Metazoa, Arthropoda, Insecta, Lepidoptera, Pieridae. The coding region runs from base 87 to 1328 and encodes 413 amino acids. The record is from RefSeq and is a predicted model, not a curated record. Gene Ontology annotation, cellular component: cytoplasm. The transcript has 10 exons.
UUCAUUCGCGUGUCCGCGCGCGCAACGCAUUCACGUAUUGACGUGAACGGUAUUGUGUUUGUGAAAAAGUUCGUAAUAUUAAAAAAAUGGCACCAACUUCUAACUCUGUUAUGGGCAUUGAUGAUGACCAGCGCUUCGCUUUAAUGAAGUUUCGUCGAAGCGUGAAAGAUGUCCUGAAACCUGAACACAAUGACCACUUCCUGUUAAGAUGGCUUAGAGCGAGACAAUGGGACCCUGAAGCAGCGGAGAAAAUGCUAAGAGACUCAAUGAAAUGGCGGGAAAAGUGGGGCAUAGACACAACACUAAACUCGUGGCAGGCACCAGAGGUUUUGGUAAAACAUUUCCCCAGCGGCAGCACGGGUUUCGAUAAGGAAGGAUCUCCAAUUAUAAUCGUGCCCUUCGUCGGUUUGGACGCGUGGGGAAUGUUACAUUCUGUAACGAGGACAGAUCUUAUAAGGAUGAUUCUACGACAUUUGGAACAUUAUUUGGCUCUCGGUAGAAAACAGGCUUUGACACAUGGCCCUGCUGCCUUGAAGGUGACAGUAAUAUUCGAUCUCGAAGGCUUCAACAUCAGACAGUACGCAUGGAAACCAGCCGCUGAAAUGGUGUUCACUCUACUGCAGAUCUAUGAAGCCAACUACCCUGAGAUAUUAAAGGCGUGCUUCUUAAUUAAUGCGCCAAAAGUAUUUUCCCUCGCAUUUUCCGUUGUCAAGAAGUUUAUGCACGAGUACACAAUAUCGAAAAUUCGGAUAUUCGGCACAGACCCUAAAAAGUACCAACCACAGAUACUCGCGCUCAUAGACAAGGAGGUCCUUCCCGUGCACUAUGGCGGCUCUAUGGUUGACGAAAAUGGCGACCCUAAAUGUAGUUCUUUGAUUAAACCAGGUGGGAAAGUGCCUAAAUCAUAUUAUUCCCGUAACAUCCAAGAAGAAGACUCGGAACAUUACACACGAGUAACAGUAAAGACUGGAGAGAAACACGUCGUUGAUUUACUAUGUCCCGAUAGCGAGAGUGUACUCAAAUGGGACGUAGGUGUCGAAAACCACGAUAUAAAGUUCCUAAUAAAGAAGCGUGAUGCAGAAGGCAAUGAGAGUGUUGUCCACGGGCCGAGGAAACUCUCUGAAGGACCUGCUGAUGUUGGUGUUAUGCCUGUUACAGGACCCGCUACUUAUUCAGUAGUAUUCGACAACAAAAGCUCUUACCUACGCAGUAAGAAGGUAUAUUACGAUGUUCUAAUUUCAAUUCCGUCCAGAGAUCUCAACAUGACAGACGUGCCUGAAGACGAAUUGGCGGAUUUAAAAAUUGCCGCCUCGAGUUCUGAUGAAUAA